CUACUGAGACAGAAUAGCAGUUAAUUACGUUUUUCACAAGUAGAGCUUGAAAAUAUCCGGAAAACUGUCAAAAUUGUCAAAAGAUUGACCUUUUCUGGUUUCAAGCUGGCUUUCUGUAUAGACAACAGAUAUCUAUCGAGUGAAGAGUCCCAGUUUGUUGAUCUUGUUACGGCUGACUUGGAGGAAUUUCAGGCACAGUUCUUGGAUGAAGUUGUGUUGUUAUUUCCACCAGUAAACAGUUAUUUAAGAUUGUUGAUCCACAAAACAGUAGAAGAUUUUCCUGAUCUUCAUAGUUUCUCUGUAGGAGAGGGUGAACAGAGGCAGACUGUCGUCUGCUGGGCUCGAUCUCUGAUUAACGGGGACCAAGACACCAGUUUUGCUCCAGAUUACCUCCGGCCCCAGGGGAUGAGGGGUCGGGGAAGAGCCAGGUUCAAGGAUCGCAACAGUCCCAGCCCAGGUCCAGGAAACAGAUAUGCUUCUGGAGAUGAUGUAGACAGAUGGAGUCAUGACAGAUACAGUUCUGAGCCAGGUUCCAACAGGCAGGCUUCACCUUAUGAUGAUAGAGAGGCUAUGCAGGGAACCAGACAGCAGAGGUCAAGGUUACCAUGCCAACAGAGCAGUGAUAGAAGUAGCCCUGUUAUCAGGCAGGUGAAGAAUGAAGAACAAAGAACAAGUUCACCAGCUGGUGGAGAAUGUGAUUCUUCAAGCAGAGUAAGGAAGUCUGAAAGGUCAAAGAAUCGUCGUCCAGAUGUCCAGGUGUAUGUUCCACGAGCACGGCGCCAGCAGCCUGGUCAGAAUACAUCUGAAAACCAAGCAUCCCCAGACAGACCAGAUGUUACACCUAAAGUGACUCCAGUAAGACAGAGAAAGAAAGAAGUAGAGCAUUAUGUUCCAAGAGGGAGACGAGAACAGCAGAAUAGAGAGAGAGAUUCUGCAUUUCAACAAGUCACAAAUUCAUCCACUAUAGAGGUGCCACAUACAAACAGCAUGAAUACAGGUCCUGCUAAAAACAUACAUAAGAAGAUCAAAGUUACUGACAAUGUUCCUGAUGAAAGAUAUCAGACAGACAUAAAGUCUGUCUCAAUUUCUGAGCAAUCUGUUUAUAAGAAUGAAGAAAGAUGUGCUGAAAACAAAUUCUGUGAUAAUGAAGAUGUUGUACAAAGAUCUAAUUCAAGUAAGACUGACAUGGAAAGCUCAAAAUAUGACGUACUUGACAACAGCAAAAAUGUACCAACACAUACCUCAAUAUAUGAACCUGCUGCAAUAGGUACUAGUAAAUGUAAAAAGCUAGAUGCUAAUAAUGAAGAAGUUAUUGUUGAAAACACUCAACAUUUACCAGAAUUAAGUACAGAACAGAAAUUUGAUAAGGUGACAGAUACUGAUCUAGAAGAUGUAACAAGUUUAAGAAGUGCUUCAGCUGAUCUCACAUUACAUCACACCAUCGGCACCACAAAUGUUUCCUCAAAAGAAAGUGCUUUAGACAAACUGCCAGAAUCUCAGGAAGAUCAUUCUGCAUCACAUAAACACUGCGGGGAGCAAACUGCUAGUAAAAAUAAUGUCAAUUGCAAUAAUAAGACAACUGUACAAGAAUCACAAAUUUUAUCAGAUGACUUCAAUGACAAAAUAGAAGUUCCUGAAAGUACUUCAGAUAUUAUAGGAUACAAUGUUAGUAAAAUGUCUAGUCUAGAUGGUGCAGGAGAAAUGGAAUUGUCUUGUGAAAUUGAGAAUAUGAAAGAUGACCAGGAUGGAAAUUAUUCACAUGGUGAUGAAUUGACUAAUUUGGAGUCAGAAGAUUUUGCCAAGUGUUCAAAUGAUAGUACUACCUUACCAGAGGAGACUGACCAAGCACAGAAAGUUACAAGUCAGACAGAAAAAUACAGUGAAGUAACAUCUAAUGCAGAUAAUCCUGAAUUGAAUAGUACUUCAUUAGUGAAAUCAUCAGAAAAUGUUACAAAGUCUUUAACUGCUGACAAUGUAUUGGAUGUUCAAGCGGAGUCUAAUUUUAAUGAUACCUCUGAAACAUCAAGUGAAGAUAAAGCUACUACUGAAAUAGCACCUGGGGUUUUGCCAGAUUCUAACGAAACAAAUGCAAAAAGCAACUGUGAUCAAACUAAUGAAGAGAGUGAAAUUCUCAGAGAUCAAACUGACAUCAUUGAAAAUUCUAUGGAUACAGAAGCAAUGGAUACCAGACAAUCCUGUGGUGGACAGGAAUCUGGUGAUUUUGAAGACAAAGAUAUAUCUGAAAACAAGGUGGAACAGUCAGCACAUACACACAGCAGUAAGUCAGUACAGGAGGCAGUGAGGGAGGAUGCUGAGUCUGAAAAUGUUACUAUUUAUAACAACAAAUCAGAAGGAAUGGAAGCCAAAACUUCUGACCAAUCGGAAACUGUUAAUAUAGACAGCAGCCAAUCAAAGGAGGAGGAAGAAGAUGAAGAUUCUUGGGAUAAAAUGUUUGAUGAUGAUGGUGAAUGUUUGGACCCAACAGCAAUGGAGGAGUUAACAAAGACAGUGGGCAAAGUGAAGAUACAGAAGUCAAAGAAGAUAAACUACCUCGAUUAUCAGCCCAAAGACAAAUCAAAUUUUGACUUUACUCAAUAUGAACAUAUCAUUGAGAUUUAUGACUUUCCAGUUGAAUUUGUCACCAGAGAUUUAAUCAUAGCAUUCCAGAGCUUCAUGUCACGAGGAUUUGAUCUCAAGUGGGUAGAUGACACACAUGCCCUUGGAAUAUUUAGUAGUGCAAUAGCAGCUAAAGAUGCUUUACAGCUUGUGCAUCCAUUGUUGAAAGUGUGUCCUCUCUCACAGGCCUCGAAACAGUCACAGAAUAAAGCCAAGAGGUGCACAGAAUUCUUACAACCAUACAAGCCUCGACCAGAGACAUCGGCUAUGGCCGCCAGGCGUCUAGUAGCUGGAGCUUUAGGUAUAGCUACAGGAGUGUCCAGGGAAAAACGGGAAAUGGAGAGAAAGCAACUUAAAGAAGCCAAAGCAAAGAAGCGUCAGGAGAGGCAGAAUCGGGAAAAUAUUUGGGAGUAUGGAAAAUGUGCCAUGGAUGAGGAGUCCUAGCAAUAUCUUAACAGUCUUGCUUUUUAAAUUCCAUCAAAACAGAUCAGCGGACCAAUCUGUAAAACUAGAAAAUUACUGUACCAGUCAGGAGAUAAAGCUUGAGAAUGACACGGAAUCCGUAUUUUGGAGUUGGAGAUGUUUUAUAUCUGUGGGGCAUGACUUCAAAUCAUUUACGGGGAGUCUGAGCCCUGCUUGAUUGGUCAUAUGAGGAAUAAAGUUUUUAAGAUUCUUUGGAAACAAAGAAUGCAACCAAGCAAGUUAAUUGCAGACUCUUUUUGAUGCGUGUAUUUGUUAGAGUGAAACAUUUCUAGUAGGCAGAAAUAACAGAUAACCAAAUAAACAUGGACUUGCAGGGAGCUGAUGGAGCUUUGCUUACAAAUAGAAAAACCUUAUAAACACUUAUGAAAGAAGAGGUGGUUUACUUGAACUGCUGUAAAAUCUUUUUUUGUGGUUUUGGCAAAAACAAGAAUUUCAUGGAGACGUGAAUUUUUUUAUUUCAUAGGUAGAACAAAUAGAACAUAUUCUUAUUUGUCGGGAUUUAAUUUCGUGGGUUGGCGCAACCACGAAAAUUAGUCCCAAAAUUAAUGAUUUCACAGUACACUUUCUUGAAUUUUAAGAUGAAUAUUUUGUAAUGGGAUGGUUGCAAGUAACAAUUUUUCUUGCACACUAGACAGUAUGUUCCCCAUGUUUCUGCCAGUGCUGGAAAAACGGGUCUUACACCGUGCUGUAAUUUAUGAAUGAUUUCAUAAAUUCAUAGGCUACUAUAUAAUGAAAUAGUGCUUUAAAGUACUUUGUUUCUUCUAUUAAGUGAAGAAUAUGGCAUGCAAGAAAAAGAAUCUAUCAGUAGUUGAAGGUGAAGAUGGAAAUAUCCAACUCGGGGUAAUUGUUUUGUGGUAACUUGGCAGAGCCUCGUGUAGAGCAGAAAUAUUUAUUUCUCAUAUAAAUGGAUCAACUACCUGUCUUUCAAACAUUUUGUCAUUGUAUUUUCCAUGUUAAUCAAAUUUUGUUAAUUUGAUUGUGAUUUUCAACAGUAUUUCGGCUAUGUAAAUUUUAAUCUUUUGGUGUUCAUGGAGGACGAGCUGGAGGAUGAACAAGAGCUCAUUUUCUUAUGUAAAAUUUGUCACAGAGAACAUACGCCACACUAGGGGAUCAAGUUUGAGACUUGUGAAUUCUUCAGUCUUUUGCUCUUCUUUCUUGGAACUAAUUGGGUUGGCUGAUGGAAAAUAUAUGGUUAAAAAUUAGUCUCUAGAUAGGACAUAAUGACCUAUUCAAGAACUGAAGAAAGGAACUCUGUAAAAUUGAUAUUUGCUAAUGAUGUGAAAAUGACAGACAUGCAAAACUGAAACAAGAGCACUGCCUUGCCUUCUGAUUUUUUUGUAUCUGUAUAAUAGAAAUAUUGUCCUACUCAUGAUUUUCUAAGUCCAAAAAAGGCCAUAAUUCUUGCAAAAAGCAGGAUUGAGUUAUGUUUUUUGCUGUACAAAGUCAGCUUAUGAUAGUGAACAAAUGUUGCAAGUUUCAAAGCAAUAGCUUUGAUAGUUUAGGAGAAAAGUUUACCUAAAUAUAAAACUUAACCAAUAAAUCCAAUAUUUUCAAAGUCCAAAAGGGGCCAUAAUUCUUGCAAAAAGCAGGCUGGAGUUAUGUUGAUUGCUGUACAGGGUCAGCUUAUGAUGGUGAACAAGUGUUGCAAGUUUCAAAGCAAUACCUUUGAUAGUUUAGGAGAAAAGCUGACCUAAACAUAAAACUUAAACCAGGCAACACAGAUGCCAACGCUGAUCAAGUGAUGACAAUAACUCAUUUUUUUUCUUCAAAAAAAUCAGAUGAGCUAAAAAGAAAUGUUUAGUUUGUUGGUUUAGUUUAUGAACCUAUCCAGUUUUGUUAAAUUGGAAAGGAUUACUUGAAAGUCUUGUAGUGUGACUGUAAAUUUCAGUACGACUACUGGUAAACGUGUAAGCAACAGAAAAAGGUUGCCAUUAUCUGCAUUCAAUACAUUUGUAUUACGAAUCUGCUGCUGCUAUUUAUUGUUGUUUGAAGGAAAUAUUAAUGUGCUACGUUUAAUUAUAUUAUGUUUAAUGUUAAUAGAUAAUAAAACGUGAUGUUUAAUUUGGGAAAAAAAUGUGCCCUCAAUAAAAUACUUAUGAAGAUUAAA
Messenger RNA from Mercenaria mercenaria, 5206 nucleotides. Its product is annotated as dentin sialophosphoprotein-like. The transcript is spliced from 14 exons. The record is from RefSeq and is a predicted model, not a curated record. Bases 406 to 3060 code for a protein of 884 amino acids. Lineage: Eukaryota; Metazoa; Mollusca; Bivalvia; Venerida; Veneridae.